AUUGCGGGCUCCAUCGGGCCUGAAGCUGGCGCGCGCUUCGGCUCGGCCAUUUGCGUAAGAUUAGAACAAGAGCAAAUGGAUGGAAAGGCGAGAUCAUGUAGCAACAUAGUGAACGUUCUCGCGAGAUUGUACACGUGCGGGCUGUUUCCGUCGGCGUGUUGUUACGGUUUUCUAGUCACCUUGGCCAAGAGUUUGAGUGAGCUCGACUCUACGCUCAUGCUCACCUUGCUUCGCAUCGCAGGGAACCGCUUGCGUUCAGAAGAUCCAGUGGGGAUGAAAGAGUUCAUCUUGGCUUUGCAAGCACGCGUGGCUGAGUUACAGAAGGAGCGCGGCGACGGCGAAGACGGCGGCCAACUCUCAAAGCGCGCACGCUUGAUGCUCGAGAUGGUCAUCGAUUUGAAAAACAACAAGAAGCGAGACAGCGCACAAGAUGUCGGUAAAGAUCAGUGGGGCUUCCCUGUCGCGCUCAGCAAGUGGUUGCGGGGGACAAACGUGGGCGAGGCUACCGUGGCGCUUCGCGCAUUGACGUACGAAAAGCUCAUCAAAACUGAGAGUCAGAAAGGCCAGUGGUGGUUACCCGACGCCGCAGGAACUGCAGAGUGGUUCGCGGCGCGUGCAGCGCAAGGUGCGAUCACCGAACAAGCUGGGAAGACACGCGAGGGUGGUGAGUUGCUUCAACUUGCGAAGAAGAUGCGAAUGAACACAGAAACGCGUCGAGCCAUUUUUUGCGUCGUCAUGGGCGCAGAUGAUUUUGCCGAUGCUCUCGAGCGUUUACUGCGCUUACCACUCGCUGACAAGCAAGAUCGUGAAAUUCCUCGCGUUCUGCUCGAGUGCUGUCUUCAAGAAAAGGCGUACAAUCCGUACUACGAGGUUCUCGCCAGCAAAUUGUGCGAGCGUCAGCGCUCGCAUCGGCUGACGUUUCAGCUCUGCAUUUGGGAUCAGCUCAAAGAGAUCGACGAUCCGUCAUCUUCGGUCAGACGCAUAUCGAACAUGGCGCGAUUUUUUGCCGGAUUGGUGCUUUCAGGUGCGCUCGCACCGACUGCGCUCAAGGCUUUGGAAUUCGGCGUCGACAUCGCGCCGCGCGUCGCGCUCCAUCACAAGCUCUUCCUCCAAACUGUCCUAGACGAUCGCUCGCGAACGUCUGCCGCAGAUAGCCUCUUCCAAAGGAUUGCUGUCCACCCAGAACUCAUGUCCGCCAAGGCUGGCUUCUUACGACUUCUUCGU
Ostreococcus lucimarinus CCE9901 is the source of this 1224-nucleotide messenger RNA. RefSeq lists its product with no specific name. The transcript has a single exon. Gene Ontology annotation, molecular function: protein binding; RNA binding. The annotation marks the transcript as partial. NCBI's taxonomy places the organism in Eukaryota, Viridiplantae, Chlorophyta, Mamiellophyceae, Mamiellales, Bathycoccaceae. Gene Ontology annotation, biological process: ribosomal small subunit biogenesis. The record is from RefSeq and is a predicted model, not a curated record. Gene Ontology annotation, cellular component: nucleolus.